Messenger RNA from Physcomitrium patens, 3596 nucleotides. The record is from RefSeq and is a predicted model, not a curated record. NCBI's taxonomy places the organism in Eukaryota, Viridiplantae, Streptophyta, Bryopsida, Funariales, Funariaceae.
AUUAGAAAUGUGCUGACUCUAAUCGUUUCUGUCAGAUGCUUUUGAUAACCAGCUCUAUUUUCCCACCCCAAGUUUCUACUCUUGUCCGCGAGACGUUCGUGUGUCAGAAUAAAUCUUCUUAUUCUGGCCUACUAAAUCUAAAUCGAUCAGUAGCUUGAAUUCAAAGAGAGUUAAACUGGCUCAUCACACCUAUGCGACCCAGUUCCCUUCAACAUUUAUGAGAAACAAAAAACUUACGAGAACCUUGGAAGGGGAAUUGAUCGGGGUCCUCAACACCAAGGCACAUUUUCGCAGGGUUCUUUGUUUUAAGGCAAAAUUGUCCCGUCGGCUUCAUACUCUCUGUCAGCUAACCUUGUCCUUCCACCUUUCCCGGACUUUCUGUACACAGCCACAAACUCAAGUACUGUCCAAUCUCUUCUUGUCCAACUGACGUCAGUAGAUUGCUUACAUUUCUCGACAUCGGACGUGUCUACAGUGCCGCAUACUGAUCGAUCCUUACUCGAGUCGUUCUUCUUCACUAUGAGAAUGCUCGGAGGAUGUUUAUUUGCUUCAGUACAAGAGGUUUAUGGUUAAACAUCUCGUUCGAGACGGUUGCUCUCCCCGACCUCUCACGAUUUAGGAGCUGCCUCAAUGAUUCCAUCCCUUUUCGACUUCUAGGGUUCCGGUGACAGCCAUCAAAGACUUGGGAGCUUGAAGGGUAAGGUGACAGUACUGAAGCUACCGGUAUCUAGCUGUCGAACGGAGCAGAAUGUGCAAUUUGCCCCGUGACUAAUUCAGAAAGCGAACAAUGUAUUCCAUGCCCGAUGACCACUACUAUUCUAGAGGCUAUGAACCGCAAAAUGGCGCAGAAGUGAGCUCCGUACCGAGAUAUUCUAUGCACAAUGAUCGAAUGGAUAUCUUCCCUCCGAAAUAUCCAGCUGGAGAUGGCCGAGAUGUGUUCCAAACGAGACCGCCAUUACUAGAUGAUCGAAGGGACAGCUUCCCACCGAGGCACCCUAUGCUAAAUGGACGAGGGGAAAGUCUGGCUUCAACUUACACGACGCAAAAUGACCGAGUAGAUGGCUUUCCAGUGAACAGCAGAGCCUUAUCCCCUCUUCUUGACGAAUCAUCUGGAUCCUCGGGAGGUUGGAGUUCUUCAAUUACUUCAUACAUUGGUUCAUGGAUGGGUCGUGAAGCAGGAUCUCCCGGAGGCAAAACACGGGCGGAGAACGGCCUAUCUCCUGGAAUUGUUCGUGAGCCUUUAAGGAUUCAAGGAGCCUCGGCGUAUUACAGUGGACACGAUUCAAGUUACCCUAGCCAAUCGUAUAAUUUUCCGUCUGCAGAUCAUGGAAGCCGAGAUCUUAGUGGAAAAAUUGAUAGAACUUUGGCAGUCUAUGAACCCCAUCAAGUGGCUCUUUACGAUCCUCAGCUGAGCAUUGCAAGGAAAGAGGUCAAGGAGUUGGAGUCUGUUUUGGCGGCCAAAGACGCUUGCAUUGACGGCCUGGAAAAGACCGUAAACGGAAAGAAGAAGUUCAUCGACGAAAUGGAGAAAGACUUUAAAGAGGUUAGGAAGAGUCUGUUUGUUAUGGAGGGCCGCGUGAAGGAUUUGGAAUCAAGCAAUGCUGAGCAUCAAGUAAAGUUAAAAGAAAAGGAGCAGGAGGUAAGAGGGCUUCUCCAGCGCCUUGAGAAGUCUCAAACCAACUCUGCGGGGAAGGAUGAUAAGAUGAAAGAGCUUCAAAGCGCUUUGCAAGAGGCCAGACGCGAGAUCCAGCAUUUAAAAGCUUGGAGGGUAGAUCAGGAGAAGAAUAGGGAGACUGAGGUUGUCGCUUUGGAACAGUUGAAAACGAAAGUUUUGGAUUUGACGACAAUGAAUAGUCUUUUGGAGAGUAAGAAACUCCAGUUGGCGAAGCAGGUCAAGGAUCAGACGGAGCGUUUACAGGACCUUAACCAGAAAGUCUCGACGCAAGAGCUGACGGUGGCAGCCAAAGAGCUUGAGGUGCAGGAUCUUAGAGAUCGGCUGGGUGAAGAGCAGGAGAAGUUUUCUAAGUUAAGCAAGGACGUGGAGGAGAAAAGCAGUCAAAUGAACGAAUUAAUUGAAUACGUCGAGCAGCUCGAGCAGGAGCUCGCUACUCUGCAGAAGCAAUUGCGGGGCACAAGCACUGAUGAUCACGAACUGCUUAAAGCACAUUGCUUGGCUUUGGAAGAGCAAGUAGGAUCACACGAAUUAGAGAUGCAGAACCAAAGGGCUCGAUUGCGUGAAGAGUGGGAGACGACGUCAAAAUUGAAUGAGAGGAUACGACAAAGCGAUAUUCAAAUUGAAGAUCUAAAACAACAAAUCGAAGACCUAGAGGGCGGGGAAUCAGGAGUCGUCAAGAGCGUACCCAAGGAGAUUGUCGGAAGAGUCUCGUCUUUUGGGUCGCAAGCCACCCCUCAGCUUCUCGAGAAGGCUGUCCGGCUCGUGCACGAAGUUGCGGGAAUCUUUUCAAGGCUUUUGAUGAAGGCAAUGGAGCAGGGCAAGAUCGAUGGGAUGGCAGUGGCUCGCAAUAAUUUUGUCCGCUCCGUGUCACUUGGCAAGGCAGCUCCUCUGAAGUACGUCUUGGAGGCCAUCACCUGUAAGUUAUUGUUCCAAGGCUUCGAACACGAAUGCUUUGACCUUCAGGAUAGCUCCUCGGGGUUUAUGGAUCUCGAGAGACAGAGAGUCGAAAAUUUCCGUCAGUACAAGAUGCUCAAUGCCAUGGAUAACCCGGAGCAUUACGUGCAUUCGGGAGACAGUCUUUUUACUCAUUUUUGCCGCAUCAAACUGGAAGACCUGAGUGAUACCAUUCCAGAGAUUUCCAGCAUGGUGAAAGAGAUCAUCGACCUCACCUUCGAAAACUCUUCCGCCGAAGACUCUUCCACUGAGGUCACCACUUACCUCACUGCUAAGCUCGGCACCACAUUUUUCCAGCUUGCGGCUUGCGUCUGGCAGGUACACAAGCUUGCCUUCGCCUUCCACCCCAUGGCUCGCAUCUUUCGUGUUGCGCAGUCUGAGAAGUUUGUAGAGAAGUACAUGGAGUCUGUCAUUUUCCAGGAGUCAGAAUCCGAUGAAGACGAGGAUAUGCCCAGCUCAGACAUUUCCCGAGUUGAUUUUAUGGUUGUGCCGGGCUUCCUCAUCGACAGAGUGGUAGUGCGUAGCAGGGUUUUUGUCGUCACAAAACCCGUGUUGAGUUCCGUUCGGUUGCCCAUCCGAACUAAGUGAAUUCCGUUUUGCAUUCUUCAACUUAGCGAGGCUUUUACAUUCAUUUGAUGUAGAUAUCUGCAAAUGAUGCAAAUGGUCGGAAUCGGUAUGUUAGUCUCAUCUUGGCUCUACUUAAUACAGUAAGCAUGGAAACUUCACACCAGUUUUGAGGUUUAGGAUGAACACUAAGAAUGCUUGAUCUGUGAGCCGGGUUAAUUUAGAACAAACUUGAGAGCUUUCAGUAAUCCAUGGGCAAGUCAUAUUUAGUGGAGUUUUUGUGUAUGAUCAAGGAAUACUUCGAAUGUCUUUGUAUCACGCUCUCAAUGCUCCACAUUGCAUAUUGUUGAGGAUUUUUGUUGUUCAAGUACCUAUAUACUUUCAGUGAAACAUACUUGUUUCA